Molecule: messenger RNA, 9726 nt
Organism: Caretta caretta (loggerhead turtle)
Lineage: Eukaryota; Metazoa; Chordata; Testudines; Cheloniidae
Gene: UHMK1
Product: U2AF homology motif kinase 1
Biological process (GO): peptidyl-serine phosphorylation; positive regulation of translational initiation; regulation of protein export from nucleus
Cellular component (GO): neuronal ribonucleoprotein granule; nucleus
Molecular function (GO): RNA binding; protein serine/threonine kinase activity; ATP binding
Source: RefSeq, a predicted model, not a curated record
GCUCGUUCCCGGCGGGCGCUGAGGCGAUGGCCGGGGUCCCGCUGCUGGAGGCGCUGGGCCGCCUGUGGCAGGUGCAGGCCCAGCUCGGCAGCGGCGCCUCCGCCUCCGUCUUCCGCGUGCGCUGCUGCGGGGACCCGCGCGCCCCGCUCGGCGCCGUCAAGGAGUUUGUGCCUCCGGCGCGGCCCGGGCCUGCCGCCCGCAGCGCCCCGGAGUACGGCUUCGGCAAGGAGCGCGCCGCGCUGGAGCAGCUGCGGGGCCACCGCAACAUCGUGACGCUGUAUGGAGUGUUCACCAACCACUUCUCUGCGAAUGGCCCUUCUCGCUGCCUCCUGCUGGAGCUGCUGGACAUCAGCGUGUCAGAGCUGCUUCUCUACUCCAGCCAUCAGGGCUGCUCCAUGUGGAUGAUCCAGCACUGUGCCCGUGAUGUGCUAGAGGCCCUGUCUUUCCUUCACCACAAAGGCUAUGUUCAUGCAGACCUCAAGCCACGCAACAUCCUUUGGAGCGCAGAGGAGGAGUGCUUUAAACUCAUUGACUUUGGGCUUAGCUUCAAAGAGGGGAAUCAGGAUGUGAAAUACAUUCAGACAGACGGGUAUCGGGCUCCAGAGGCAGAGCUGCAGAACUGCCUGGCUCAGGCGGGGCUCCAGAGUGAAACAGAAUGUACCUCUGCUGUAGAUCUGUGGAGUCUAGGAAUUGUUUUACUGGAAAUGUUCUCAGGAAUGAAACUGAAACAUACUGUCCAAUCUCAGGAAUGGAAGACAAACAGUUCUGCCAUCAUUGAUCACAUUUUUGCCAGUGAAGGUGUGGUAAAUUCAGCCAUCCCAGCCUAUCACCUCAGAGACCUUAUCAAGAGCAUGCUUCACGGCGACCAAGCAAAAAGAGCCACUGCUGCAAAGGCUCUGUGCAGCCCCUUCUUCAGCAUUCCCUUUGCUCCCCAUAUUGAAGAUCUGGUGAUGCUUCCGACUCCUGUGCUAAGGCUGCUUAAUGUCUUGAAUGACACUUCUCUUCAGAGUGAAGAAGAAUAUGAAGAUGUGCUGGAAGACAUACGAGAGGAGUGUCAGAAAUACGGCCCGGUGGUAUCCAUGCUUGUUCCAAAGGAGAAUCCUGGCAAAGGCCAAGUCUUUGUUGAAUAUGCAAAUGCUGGUGAUUCCAAAGCUGCCCAGAAAUUGCUCACUGGAAGGACAUUUGAUGGCAAGUUUGUUGUGGCUACGUUUUACCCCCUGAGUGCCUAUAAGAGAGGGUAUCUGUACCAAACAUUGCUCUAGCAGCAGCAGCCGCCAUCAGGAGGGUCGGCAGCGUCUCUUCCUCAUUUCAGUGUGUUCUGCAGUUGAAUGUACAAAGAGCUUCCUAGCCCUGCUUUUGAGUAGUUUUGAAAGGAGAUCUGCACAGGACAGAACAGGGCUUGUGCCCUCUAGUGCUGCUUUAUGCUGUACAAAGGUAGCCCAUGUGACUUCAAAAUGAUCUGUGUUCUGCUUGUUUGGUUACAUUAGAGACGUGGCUCUUGGCUGCCCUGGACGGCUCUCGAGUGACUGGAGUAAGUAGUGGCAUGGCCAUCACAGGAGACUCCCUAUCUAAGCAAUUGAGGUUAAGUCUGGUUCAGACGGUUAAAAAUCUUGCUUCAGUGUCUUGACACGAACGACUGACGAAUGUUUUGGGGAGGGAUCUCUCCGUUAAAUAUUCAUCAUCGUGGAGUGAGAGCCCCCCCAUACGCAUGCUCUGAGACACCCAGGAGGCCCUCCAGCAAGAGCAGGGAAGACUACACUUUUUUUCCCCCUGUUAUCUAAGGUAAAAAGACAAGCAGAAGCCCCUGUAUCUCUGGAGGCUUCAGGUCUUUCCACCCCAUAAAGUAGUGACCAUCUGGUCUCUGGGGUUACCCUGUCACUGACAAAUGGCCCAGGGAGACCCAUAAAAUUUCCUCUGCUCUAGUGUCAGCUGUUGUCUUGUUGGGAAACUGAUUGUCGGUGUCAGUGAAGACAAACUGCUGUCUGAGAUCAGGGCACCUGCAGCAACGUGAGUUCACUUGUAUGGACAGGCUGGGUGAAUGUGGAAUCCAUUAAGCAUCUUUGGGGAAAGGACCAGUGUUAGUCCUGACCCCUGUAACACCAUGUAAUCUAGAGGUUACGCAUUGCCUGUAGUAUGGAGUCAUCUAUCACAGCUGCCGUCCAUUGCUCUUAGUAUCAGUGCCAAAGAGUGCAUAAUGUGGAGGCAUUCCCCAGCCAGCAGGAUUCUUUAAGGGUGUGCUAGAGUGCACAGCAUUCCUUUCAAGAACUCAGCAGGAUGUCUAGUCUGAAGACUUUAAAGGGGGAGCAAAUUUGUACCUGUUGUCGUUUCCUUGUUUGGCUUCUGUUGUAGCAUGUGUGUUGUUUUUUUGCUGUAGCCAGUGUUGAUCUGUUGGAAUUGUGGUAGUAAGCAGGAAGCACUGACACUUUUGGCUCUCCAUAGGGUACACAAAGGGCCUGAGACAAUCCAAGAUCCUUUAGAACAAGGAUCCUUGAAAUAAUCCUACUUGACUGCUAAGGGCCUCCUCCAGGGUGAUGCAUUCUAGUGCCAGAGGGACUGUGGGGUUAGCAAGCACACUAGUUGAAUGCUGUUAGGAAAGAAACAGAUUGAAUGUGGACCGCGUCACUGCUUCUCUCUCUGAACAGGAAAGCUAGUAGUUUAAACUGCAGUGCUACUGUCCUGUCUGCUGCUGUCUGCCAGGCUGAGCCACAGGGGGAGGACAACAAGAGCUGUCUGCACUGAUGAUAUCAUCCUGUUAAUUAACACAACAUUCCAACACUCUGUAUGUGAAGAUGGCCCUGUUCAAAUCAUUGUCAGCUGGCCUGACUUCACACUCAUGUUCACACUCUGCUUAGACCCAGACCAUCCUGUUUAAAUGUGACCCUCCCCAAGGCUGACUAGCUCUGGCUGGGCGAGCUGUGCUGUGAUGGGAGGGCUCUGAGGAAGGAUGGGGGUAUGGACUGGAGAGCACAUAGAGGGGUGGCAUGGGCUUGGGAAAGGGCAUGCAUGGGGGAACGGGGUGAUGGGAGCACAGAAAGGGGCCGUGAGGAGGAGACAACAGGGCAUGCACAGGUGUGGCAGGAACCCAGGAUGGGGGUACCCAGGAGUGCAAAGGGACCAUGGGGUGCCUGGCUAGCACAGAGCAGGGGUGGGGAAGAUGCAAUGUUUUGUCCAUGGUACCUUUAGGUGCUCCGUCAUCUAGAUACCAACCUUGAGAUGCAUAAAGUGUCCCCAUGCUAAACCUCUCCUUGCCCACCCCCAGCCCUGAUGGGCACCCAGGCAUAGCCACAGCACACCUUGCGGUGGCCUGAAGCAGCUGGCUCUGGAGGGAGCACUGCUUCACCAGCCCCAUGGAAACGGGCCUUGUUUGGGAAACCCAACACAUCCUUCCUGGGAGAGUGUCAAUGGGAUCCAGCCACACGCCAGCCCCGAUGUCGCAGGGACAGGAGCUUUCCUUGGGGAGCAGGUCACUGGUGUCUCCUCAGUCUGCCUGACGAAGGGGGCAAUUCGGCCCCACAGUCCAGCGAACCUUCCCCCCCACCCCUUGGGAUUUGCUCCCUCUCAGCCAGUCUCCAUGUCAGAGAGGCCCCCAAGACUCCCUCAGGUCUGUCCAUCUCUCUGGCUGUCAGACCAUGCCCCGCCCCUUAGGGGCCUUUUCGCCAGCCAUUGGCUGACCCGAGGGCAGUCCACUUGUGUACCCCAUGUGGGCUGUGUGGGAGACCUUGACAAGCACCACCACUCCCCCCAGCUCUCUAGCAGAAAGCUCCCAGAGGUUGUGCCCCAUCAUGGGUCUCUCCCUUGCUGGGAAGGAGGCAGUCUCUGUCCCCCAGCUUUGCCCAGCAUUCCUUGAUUUCCAAGUCCCCAUUCUGACUGAAAUUUGGAACAGGCUGUGCUGGGUCUGUCUCUUCUUCUUCUCCCCCCCCACCCCCCCAAUACCCCAUUCAGGGCUGACCAUACCCUGUCAGAGUUACAGGGUUCAGCCACUCCCCCAGUGCCAGACAUGCCUUCGCUCACUCACUGUCUCGCCCACCUGAACUCUGUGCCCCCUACAGGAUGCAGAAACAGAAGCAAAAGUCAAAAUAACAAUUUAUUAGGAGACUGCAAUCCCAUUUCCUGUCCCAGGGGCCCAUCUCCUAUGACCUAGAGACUCACCUUGACCUUGGAGUAUCUUACAGAUUCGGAGGCCCAGCUAAGCCUGUGUGGGAUGUAAUGAGUAGGUGAAGGAUUGUACAGCGGGGUGGGCGACAGCGGCUGCUUCCCAAAACUGGCCAUUUCCAGGCCACACAAUGCUGGGGCUUGGGUGCUUUGCUAACUGGAUCCCAGCCUUCACUCCUUUACAAGGCCCAGUUUUGUUAGGCGCCUGUUCUAAGUAGUAGAGCCAAGCCGUUACUAACCCCUAGAGGGUAGAUGGGGCUUCAUGGUGGAGCAUAGAGGACAUUCUUGUUCAUCUUGGCUACCAAAGAUGCUGGCUGGGUCUUUGUUUAAUAGCUUUAAUAUAUUUGAACCAAAUAAACCCGCAAAAUGCAAACCACUUUUACAAGCUUUUGUCUUUUGGAUGCCCUGGGAAAGCAGGGCCUGAGCCAGUAAGGAUCCUAGGAAUUUGUUUCUGGAUGUUAGUCCUGGUCACACCCCAGUGUGAGCCUUUACAUUCUGCUCCCUAACCUCCCUCUGCGACUUCAGCUACAUACAAACAUUGCUAAAGCAGAACCAACACUGUGUUGGAGGGAAGCCUUCCCAAGCACCCACCGAGUAAGCCCUUGGUCGUCUUUACACAUGGCUUUCCUGUUUGCCUUUGAGCCUUGCUGUGGAGCCGUCGGGUUAAAACCAGGUCUCUCGGAAGAGCAUGUUGAUGGGUGCACCUAUGACUGUGGUGGCACUUGAGCAUGAUUAAAGGCAGCAGGAGUCUGUCUCCUGUACUGAUGGAUCAUAGCAGAGCCAGGCCCCCAUUAUAAGCAAAUGCAUUAGCUCUCCUGUUCAUUGUCUGAUCCCUGGCAACUCUCACUUUCUCUGGUUUCCAAACAGGCUGUGCACACAGGCUACGUCUACACUACAGACCUUACAGCAGCACUGCUGUACUGCUGCAGCUGCACUGUAAGGCCUCCUGUGUACCUGCUCUAUGCCCGCAGGAGAGAGCUCUCCCGUCAACAUAAUUAAACCAGCCCCAAUGAGUGGCAGUAGGUAAGUCGGCAGGAGCGCGUCCACACCGGCGCUUCCGACAGUGUAACUUAUGUCGGUCAAGGUGCUGUUUUUUCACACCCCGAUGGACAGAAGUGCUAGUGUAGACAUAGGCAAAGAAUGCUGCUGCCAAAGCACUUUUCAGCUGAGCUUUUUGCUCAGAGCUGGGGUCCGUGUAGACACAGCUCUCUUGGCAGCCAGAUUCCUACCAGUGUCUCUGGCCUGCUCUCACCCUGGUUAUAUGCCAUGCAGAACCCCAGCUUGCUGGGCACAGUCUGUAUCUCCUUGGAGCUGAACAUGGCUCUAGGGAUGGAAGAGAACAUUUAGCACCAUUACAGCCUUGUAAAACAUCAGGGAAACUUACCACACUGCCCUUAUCACAAAUACCAUCAGCCCCCUCCUGGUCUUCUAUCUCUUCAUCGUUCACUCACUGCUACUAACUCCCCACUCGCUCAGACACACUCCACCACACUCCCCUCCCCUUUGCCCCAGGUUCCCCUUUGCCCCUUCCCCCCCCUCCCCCCCAAGACAAAGCAGUUCUCUCCCUGGCCCCACCAAAUCACCCGCCUCUGUGUCUUCAGAGCUCAGCGGCCACCAUAGCCUACUGGGACUCAAGGUUUCCCUGCUGGCAGGAGUCUCCUGUCUCCUCAUCCCUGCUCUGCUUCCUCUGGCAUGGUGGAUUCAGUGUCAUGUACCUACAGUAACUCUCCUUGCCUGGGCCUAGGGAGGGGGCGCCAGCUAGGAGGAGUCUGGGGUGGGUAGUAAGGGCUUGCCAUGACUCCUCCAUUGAAUAGUGCUGAGACAAGAGAUGGAGCUCCCCCUAAAGGCCCUGUUUCAUAACAGCAGCUGCUGCACUAUUCACACUUCAUUCUCAUUUAAGGUUUUCCCUCCAACCAGCAGGACUAGAAAAAUACUCUAAAAUGAAAACGUAGUUUCUGCUGCAUCGGCCAUGCUCAGACUGGGCAAGUGGGAUUCAGCCAGGCGGGACUAUCAUGUGCUACGUGCGUACAUCAAUCAAUGUUACAAUGCUGUGUGGCCACUUCAAGGAGAGCUGAUUGCUGAGUCAGGUACUUCAGGCUCUCCAAAGAAGAAACCAGGACUUGAUUCUGGAGAUCUUGGAUGCUCUUCGUUGAUCGCCAGUGCCUCAAGUCUCUGCCCUGUGAGCUGUCAUGUUCUCAUCCCAGCCCUUUGCAGCCUUUUGUUCUGCUCUGGCGUGUGUAGUUCUGUGCCUGAAAGUAUCGUGUGCAGACAUCACAGCUUCAGUCCUAACCUCUGGGAAUUCUGGGACCACAUAGAGCAGGUGUACUGGGAAAUUGUUGAUCCUUUAUCUGUGCCAUGUUUGUUAGAUCCUGCUGGCCAUCAGACAUUCAGUGGCGGCUCAGACUCUGAAGUUCCCAUAUUAUAUACCAUGUUCGUGCUCUAGAGGGCUUUGUAGUGCCCAUAACCUUCAGCUAAGACUGUUCUCCACCAAGAACCUCUAGCAAUUUCACUGAUUGCUCUCAGGGUGGUGAAUGUGGAGUAGAAGAUAUUUAUUCACGAAUAGCCAUACGUAAAAUGCAUUCCACUAAUGUAGUUUAACAUGGGCAUGAUGGGCCUAGGUAUAGGUAUAAAGCUGGCUAAUAGCCAUGGCACACAGUCUUUAGGGACUUAUGGUCAAUUAGACGUGACCUUUGGGAUAGUGCAAUACUGCGUCAGCAAAGAGAAAAGAAUGGUGCAUCAGCUCAUGCGCUGCCAAUGUGCUGAGGAAAGAUGUCCGCCAUAGAUGCAAUGCUAUGCUUGUAGCACAAUACUGUUGGAAUAUGUAGGAGACUUCCAGGGGUUCAGUGAAAUGGGGAGAAAAUCAGGACAGCAGAUAGAGUUCACUUUCCAUGGUUGUGCUGAGACAGUCAACAAAGGAGUGUUUGGGGCAGAGGGAUACGUGCACGGAGAGGGAGUGGAGUGAAAUGCUGUCACCAGUUUGUACAAGGGAGACUGGGUCGGCAGAGGGAAGCUCUCAGCCGGGGCAACAGUCUCCUGGCCAGUCAGGACAAUGGGCAUCACCCAGCUCCUGCUGCAGUUUGUACAAGAGUUGUCUGGACUAGAGCAGAACAAUGGCCGAACCUCCCCACCCCUCCCAAUCUCUGCAGCACGUGAUGCUUCAGGCAGGAUUUUCACAUGUCACUGGUGGGGUUUGUAUUGCUGGGGUAGUGGGGAAAGGAUACCAGGUGACCUUUGAAUGAAGCUCUGAUUUAUUCUUUGAGGUCCUUUGAAUGGAGUCUGACCUGCGUGAGGGGCAGGGAGACUUCACCAGCAAUGAAGUGCACUUUGGAUGGAUUUCUGACAGUGUUUGCACUAAAAUGGGCCUGGCGCUGGCAUGCAGCGCACUUCUGUAAUACUAUCACUGGGUUGGUGUUUGCUUUGCCUGCUAGAGACUGGAACAAGUGGAGACCAUUGCUCUUAUUACGCUAAACUAGCUAACUAACAAAAUACCUGUGCUUUCUUAACCACUCUGUCCUCUAGGCUACCUUGUCCAUAAUGCGGGACUUAGUGUACGAGCAAUGUGACUGGUAACUGUGAAGCAGCAAGGCACAAGCUGUGGGCAGUAAACAGUGUCUUGGAAAAAAUCUGCCUAAGUGUAACUGUAAGUAGAGGUGUGUCUACUUUAACAGCUCAUUGCUUGUGGGGUUCAGUGCAGCUGUGUUAGGGGAGAGGCAGAAACUGGUGUUCCCUAACCUGUCCUCAUAUUGAUGAGGGACAAGGAUGGGGAGGUAAUAUUUUAUGGGACCAACUUCUGCUGCUGAGACACAAGCUUCGGAGCUACUCAGAGCAUAUCUGAAAAGCCCUGUGCAGCUCUAAACCUGUCUCUCACCAAGUGGAGAUGGUCUAAUAAAAGAGAUUCCCUCCCCCACCUCCUCUCUCUCAGAUCCUGGGACCAACAAGGCCACAAGCCUGCAAACAACAGAAAUAUUGGUUCCAUGUCUUUUUUCUUUUUUUUUUUUAAACUGCUGGGCCAGUGGAAAUCCCUCCCCAGAAUAUUUUGGGGCCCUGUCUAGUUAGUAUUGAAGUAUGACUCUAGCCUUGAAAUGAUGAACGUGCUCCUAGCUUAGGCUAUGCCUACACUUAAACCACGUCAGCACCGCUGCAGCUCUAGAGCAGUUUAAGAGCAGACCCUUACUACAGUGAUGGGGGCGGCUCUCCCAUCGAGGUGAGUACUCCACCUCCCUGGGAGGUGAUAGAAGAACUAGUGAGCUGAAUACUUUUCCUCUUUGUGCAGCAACAGAAUUGACUCUGCUCUUGUCACUAGCACCUCUGCCAAUCCAUUGGAGGUUGUAGCAUUGCUCGUGUAGAACUGAGACCCUGGUUUGGCCUACAGAGCCAUUGUCACGGUGCUGAAGCAGGAGAGGGAAGGAGCCCAUCUUGGCUCUGAACCCAGGCACGAUUUAUAGGGUUACCUGUUGGAACACUUUCCUUGUAAACUGUUUCCAUAGGGAAAUCAAGGCAAUGGUGUGGGACCAGCAGUAUCACUGAGUCCUGGUUAAGAAGAGAACUUGAGGGAAUGUGCAGUGUGCUCUUGUCUGUGUAGAUUUCCUUGGGAUCAUACAACAGGAGUGUUUGAAACCAUCUGCUCCCUCCAAGUGUGCGUUGACAUUAAAAUGUUUGGUUGUAACUGUUUCUUGGCCUCGUCCAAAUCUGGCAACCUAAUCAGGCAAAAAAUGUCAAACCUGAGCUGAAGGCAAGCCUCUUCUGUACGUGAUAUGAGAGCACGGCCCUGGUUUUGCUCUGAUUUUCUCACGUUGCUUCCGCCCAUGCAUGGUGUUCAAAAAUAUUUGAGAGCCAGGGGUGCUCCCCUCUCUGGGGUCACAUGGCAUUCUGUGAGCUUGUGCCAUCUCCAGUGACCAGCAGGCUCCUGGAAUGGAAUUCUGCUACCUGUGCUCAGGCAGUCCAACUGCUGAUACAGCAACUGGAGAGAGAUGAUGAACCAAAGCCAAUGGGAGGGAACCUGCUUGUGCUGUACAAUCCUCAACUACACCGCAAUGUGCCACAGCUCAUGCUGGAAAGAUCCAUUAGGUCCAGCUUGGUUUCUGGCUGAUGUUCCUAAAGAAGGGGAACCUGCCUUAGCUCUCCAUUAUGUGGUACUGACUAAUGACCCCCUGAUUACUCCUGUGCCAGACUGUGACCUAGAGGCUACUCCACUGACACCCCAAGGUAGCUGUAUAGCAGCACUCAGAGAUGCAAACACUCUGCAGCCUGUUUGUCAGGAGAUGCAAAGGCUGUGAUUCUGGUUGAAGAGCAGUGUAGCUGUUCACUGCCGGUUACUCCUCAAACCAAACACAAGCCCGAGCUGGUUUAAUUUUGCUCCGCACUAGCCUCCAUCCACUCUUCAUGGGAGCACUACAUCUACUGUGAUAGUCUCUUAGCCUGUUCCUUAUCUUUCCUUUUUGCUGUAAUCUGGUCUGUAAACACAUGCCUUUGUUCAGAUUAGAUCUAAGCUGUUGUACCCCGUUAUGCACUUUUGCUGAGCUGAUGUGUGCUUGAUAAAGGUGUUUUAAAAAAAUAAAGCUUCACUACAAAGAA